AGUGCUCUUACAAAACAGGAUGAGAGGGGAGAGGUGAGGCUUGAAUGACCAGACCAAGAUAGAGAAACAGUUGCACAGCUUCAGUGAAAUAAUGGCAAAAGGUCUGAAAAUAGACACAAGCCUUCCUGUAACUAAGUCACUAGAAACAGGUUUGUAGACAUUUCCUGCCCGGCCACUUCACAGCCCUCAGAGCUGUCAGACCAGGACUGGGAGAUUAAAGAGCCGGCAGCACUGGAGCAGGAAGUUUGCUGUACAUCCAAAGGUCAGGAACAGCAGAGCUGCCCAUUCAGGUCAGAUCUUGCCUCUCCUCUUGCCAGAAGGCUGUGUAACAGGCAGGAGGCAGCUCCCACCAGGAAGCCUUGCUGAAGCCACUGGAAAGUGCAAACUCACUGGCUCAGGGUUACAGACAACAGCUGCUGCGGGAAGGUGGACGGAGAACUCGACUUUCCAGCCCACCAGCCCAGAGCAGGACAGGAGGCGAUCGGCAGCCCGAGGGGAUCCACACCGAUGGGGAGUGUCCGCGCCGUGCGGGACAAGGCGCGGGGCCGAUCCCCAUCCUAGAGCCAGGUCCCCCUUCCCCAUCCCGGCGCCCCGAUCCCGGCCAGCUCCGCGGCUCCGGGGCGGGGCGGGCGGGGCGGGGCGGCCCGGGCCGGUCGGGGGAUCCGGCGCCGCCGGAAUAAGAGGCUAUCGGAGAGCGGUGGCGGAGCGGAGGGAGCGUUGUGUCCCGGAGCGCCUGGGGAGCUGGCGGGCUGCGGCCCCUCGCUGGACCUCCCCAUGGAUAAAUACAAAGCUCUCCAGCAGCUGCUCACAGAACUUGAAGAUUUUCUGAGGAUACUGGACAAGGAGAACUUGAGCAGCACUGCUCUUGUGAAGAAGAGCUUCCUUUCCGACCUUCUGCGGGUCUACACCAAGUCCAGCGGUGGCGAUGAGGAAUAUAUUUAUAUGAACAAAGUGACCAUCCACAAACAGCAGGGUGACCAGGAGAAACAAGACAAAGGGCUGGAUCGGAGAAACUCCUUGACCAAUGGAGACUCAGGACUGCAUUCGUCCCCUCCUCAGAAGAGCCUGCCGGACCUCCCCCCUCCCAAGAUUCCUGAAACAAAACAACCUCCAGUCCCCAAGAUCGAAUCCCCAGAGGGCUAUUAUGAAGAGGCUGAGCCGUAUGAUGUCUCUGUAAAUGGUCUUUUUGGUAGGCUUGCUGCGGCUGGACCCAGGCCAGGGUUGCAGGUUACUGAGGGCGUUAUUUAUGCCACAAUAACGAUGGAAGAUGGUGAAGCUGUUAGUAGCUCCUAUGAAUCUUACGAUGAAGAGGAGAGCAGCAAAGGCAAGUCAGCAACGCAUCAGUGGCCAUCCACGGAGGCCACCAUUGAGCUGAUGAAGGAUGCCCGCAUCUGUGCAUUCCUGUGGAGAAAGAAAUGGCUGGGACAGUGGGCGAAACAGCUGUGUGUUAUCAAGGACACCAGGUUGCUGUGCUACAAGAGCUCCAAAGACCAUAGCCCUCAGCUUGACGUGAAUUUGCUGGGCUGCACUGUCAUUCACAAGGAAAAACAAGUGAGGAAGAAAGAGCACAAGCUGAAGAUCAUCCCCACCAACGCCGACGUCAUCGUGCUGGGGCUGCAGAGUAAAGACCAGGCAGAGCAGUGGCUCAGGGUCAUCCAGGAGACCAGUGGUCUGCUCUGCGAAGGAGGCACUGAAGGCAACCAGUACAUUCCAGAUUCACUGCGUCUCAGUUACCCAAAGGUGGAGGUAUCUGAGAGGUACUCUGCGGCCUCUGAGAGCGGGAGCAGCACGGAUGGCCACCCAGAGACAGCGGAGAUAAAAGAUGUUAAGAAGAAGUGCACAACUGGCCUGAAACUGAGCAACCUGAUGAACCUCGGGAGGAAAAAAUCCAGCUCCCUGGAUAGCCCAGAGAGAUCCCUGGAGACUUCCAGUUACCUGAAUGUGCUAGUGAACAGCCAGUGGAAGUCCCGCUGGUGUCAGGUAAAAGAUGGUCACCUCCAUUUCUACCAGGACAAGAACCGAAGCAAACUGGCUCAGCAACCCCUGAGUUUGGCAGGUUGUGAAGUUAUCCCAGAGCCAAGCCCUGAUCAUCUCUACUCCUUCCGCAUCCUGCACAAUGGAGAAGAACGGGUCAUUCUGGAGGCAAAGUCCUCAGAGGAAAUGGGCCACUGGCUGGGCCUCCUCUUGUCGGAAUCAGGUUCAAAAACGGACCCGGAGGAAUUUACCUAUGAUUACGUGGAUGCUGACCGGGUUUCCUGCAUUGUGAGCGCCGCAAAGAAUUCCUUCUUCUUAAUGCAGAGGAAGUACUCUGAGCCCAAUGCCUACAUCGACAACCUGCCGAAGGGCAGGAUGCAGCAGGAUGAGCUGUACGACGACGUGGAUCUGCCAGACCUGCCUGCGGAAGAAGUACCCAAGAGUGAGAGCAAAUCAGAAGGGGAUCAAGACAGAGUGUACCUGGAUCUCACCCCAGUGAAGUCUUUCUUACACUGUGCUGGCAAGAAGUCAUGCCAGCCUUCACCCCUCAGCUCACCAUCUUUAGAAAGGGCUGCCAACAGGCCUGCAGCAGAGAGCACAGCCGAGACAGCCCUCGUGGCUAAGGAAACCGAGCCCUGCAGUAAGGCGAUGGAGACCUUGGAGCAGAAAAACCCAGAGAAGCCAGAGCCUGAUGAAGUGCUGCCACGGACACCCACUGUCAAAAUCCAGACACAGCAGCAGAACAUCGCUUUCCCCCAGCCGGCCCCCGAGCUGCCGCCAGGCUCAGUGACAGCGGGCAGUCCCCAGCUGCUGCCCGCGCACCGGCCCAAAAUGCCGCUGCCAGCAGCAGCAGUGGAAACCAAGCUGGGCAAGAACAGGACAGAGGCGGAGGUGAAGAGGUUUACAGAGGAGAAGGAGCGGCUGGAGAAGGAGAAGGAUGAAAUCCGGGCUCAGCUCACCCAGCUGCGCAAGGAGAGGCGGGAGCUGAAGGAAAUGCUCAUAGGCAGCACAGACAAGAGCCUGGAGCAGAGGCUGAAGGAGAUAGAAGAAGAGUGCAAAAGGAAGGAGAGCCGGAGGGUGGACCUGGAGCUGAGCCUGGUGGAGGUGAAGGAGAACCUGAAGAAGGCAGAAUCCGGCCCAGUGACACUGGGCACUGCUGUGGACACCACACACCUGGAGAACACAGCCCCCCGGGCAAAAAGCAGCAGCCCAGCGAACAGCGCAGAGAACUCACCAGUUAAUUCAGCAACGGCUUUAAAAAACCGGCCUUUAUCAGUCAUGGUGACGGGGAAAGGAACAGUCCUACAAAAAGCUAAGGAAUGGGAGAAGAAAGGAGCUAGUUAGAACCAUGUUUUUCAGAGAUGGACUAAAGACUGGAAUUGCCAUGCAUGGCCAAGGGGAUUCAACCAUCUGCAGGUGGAGGCUGGGUGUGCAAACACAACCACACACCAAGCUCCUCCUCCCCAUCGCGCCAACUGCUCAGAUGCAGCAACGGAGUCAACAGCUGCCAACAGGAAUUAUCCCAAAUGAUCUUCCUCCUUCCAGACAAGUCCCAAUCACGUAGCUAAAACAAUAACAACCAGUGGCAAUCUUUGCAUCAAAUUCCUAACCCAGUCAAUGUAAACAAGAAUGUUACUGUACAUAGGGGUGUUUUGUGUAUUUCUACUCUGAAGGUUUAUCAAUGAGUUAUUAAGGUUUCUUAUUAGCUACAGUAGUGUGUUCAGAAGGGGCCUCCACUAUUCUUUAUUCCCUGGUGGUUUUCAACCUGUCAUGUCAAGUUGCAGUCAACUAAAGUCUCACCUGUCUUGCUGCCAGUCAUCACUCAGCUGCAUGUUUUCCAACCUUCAGUUGAGGGAAAUACCCCUGUGUGAGCAAUGAUUGAGACAUGUAUGAGAAGCACACAGCAGCCUGUCCAGGGGAUUUUUAAUCAGUGUCCUGAUGGAUCUCAACACAUGUGCUUGUUCCCACCAGCCUCCUGCUGAUUUUUCCAGAAUACUGAGGAAGAUCCCUGCUCACCUUCUCAUGCCAUAAGUUGUGUUACAGACCAAGAGCUCGGGGCAAAGAAGAUCUGCCAAGCAGAUUCAGUUAAUUUUCUUGAUGAUCUCAUCUGCUUCACCCAAGGAGUUUGUUCUGGGGGAAAAAAAAAGAAAAAAAGUCACAUUUGAAUGGUUAUUAAUAAUUUAUCAAAGGCUGAUGGUCCUUCAGCCCUGGGGCCCAGGCUCAGCAGCUGAGUUGACUGUGGAGGGCUGUUUUCCAACCCUGCAAAGCUAAAGCAGUGCUGGUCCCCUGGCUGGGUUGUUCCUGGGGUCCUGCAGCUGCCCCAGUGAGCUUCAGCCAGAGCCAAGGUAAACACAGGCAAAACCUUGUACCUUCCUAACCUGUGAAAACCUCUGACAGACCUGAGGCGACCUCAAGCUUGUGGUGGCACUGUGGGGAAUGAGGAUGUCCUACUGAGGUGCUCUGGGAUUGCUUGCCACCACCCCAGGGCUAGGGUGCAACAGAGUGCUCAGUCAGGGUAUCCUGGAGGUAAGAAAAGUGUCCUCGCUCCUGUUUUUACUUUGAAAGUCUCUGCUGCAAUGCAAAUGGAGGAAUUCGCUAAUGCCAGGCCUCAGGAGUUCAUCAGCCCCAGCUCUCAGGCCCGUCCCUGUGCAAGGUUUGCAUACAGAAAAAACUCAUGCAAAUAAACCACUGAAACAUCUGGCUCAGAACCCAAGCAGCUUUCCUCUCAAGCACAGCAAGGCCAUGGACACCCGUGACACUUUUGUUUUGAUCCAUGAUGAGCUGGCAGGAGAUCCCCACUACACCCUAAGUCUCUGUGUAGUACCAUGCCCUCACCAUACACCCUGCUGUCGUCCUCCAGAAGUUGUCCAGACAUUUCACAGUGGUACUGAGACAGCGAUGGACGAGAGCAGCUCUGCUUUCCCCACCACAGCCCAGUCAGCUUCAGUGGUCCUGCUGGGAUGUCUCCAUCAGGGGAUGGUAAACUAGGCAAGUCCUGAGCAACACCCAUUCCCCAGACAAAAACCAUUAAACAAUGUCUCUGUGUCCCCAUUGUUUUCCUAACUCAAGGCAUUUCCUUUGUUGUAACUGUGACCUAUAAAGUGGCGCUUUAGAGGGUUUUAUAAUAAAAUGUUGAGUAUAUUGUG
This is a messenger RNA of Columba livia (rock pigeon), 5120 nucleotides long. It is a transcript of the gene AFAP1L2, whose product is annotated as actin filament associated protein 1 like 2. Bases 775 to 3318 code for a protein of 847 amino acids. Gene Ontology annotation, cellular component: cytosol. Gene Ontology annotation, biological process: inflammatory response; regulation of mitotic cell cycle; regulation of interleukin-6 production. The transcript is spliced from 25 exons. NCBI's taxonomy places the organism in Eukaryota, Metazoa, Chordata, Aves, Columbiformes, Columbidae. Gene Ontology annotation, molecular function: SH3 domain binding; SH2 domain binding. The record is from RefSeq and is a predicted model, not a curated record.